Molecule: messenger RNA, 738 nt
Organism: Penicillium mononematosum
Lineage: Eukaryota; Fungi; Ascomycota; Eurotiomycetes; Eurotiales; Aspergillaceae
Exons: 1
Coding region: 1-738 (245 amino acids)
Source: RefSeq, a predicted model, not a curated record
AUGGGAAACAAGGUCUCGGCCGUGCACGGUGUCAAGUCUGACCACUUUUAUGACCAAGGAAACGCAGUUAACGAGAUCUGGGUGGGAGACGUUGAAGUGAUCUCGCGUUUGCCGUUCGGUGACUCCGACCUCGAGCAAGCCGGCUGGCCCCCGGGAGACUUCCCAAAGAUCCCCUGGCAUCAUUUCAUCAUUCCCAUGCACAAGCGCGACGAAGCCAGCAAUAUGACAGCGAGUCUUCCCUCGUGGGCUGAUGCGACUUGCCCGGACCCGCUACCAGAGCAUGGUUACCUGGGCAUGUACACAGGCAUCUCCUCACCUGCUGCAUAUUUUAUCGGGGACUUUUUCCUUCUCCUCGCUCUCGUCAUGUACCGGUGUUUUCUUAGCAUGGUCAGCAAUGCUUUCUUCGACUGGCAAUAUCUACGGGGGGCAUCACACCUCUACCCGGACCCGGCUGCGAUCAGGCGCACGGCUAAGCAUAACCUUUGGACCGACCUCGGCAAAGCAUUCACUGUGGUUGCUCUUUCCAUUCUCUGCUUGGUGCUGGGCGCGCCUGCUCUCGAUGCUGCCGCAAGGACAAUGAACGCGGCCUCAUUCGUUCUGUCAAGUGCGGUCGGAGGCGGUCUCGGUGCUCUCAUCAGCGUCGUCGUAAUACCUUUACUCUUUCUGUGGUGGACGAGAAAGCCACAUCCUGUGACGACCGUAUGUUCGAGAGCUGAAGAUCCCAACCCAGUUUCGUGA